Molecule: messenger RNA, 900 nt
Organism: Microthlaspi erraticum
Lineage: Eukaryota; Viridiplantae; Streptophyta; Magnoliopsida; Brassicales; Brassicaceae
Source: the annotation of a GenBank genome assembly
AUGUCGAAUCAACAAUCAUCACAUCUCAUUUCAUUGCACGAAGAUGGUUUAUACCUUCUCGACCUCAACAAAACGACGUCUUUGAAGCUGGACUUGCCCUUUACAUUACCGGCCCUAAACGAACCGGUCUGUAUUCUUCAUUGCCAUGGUAUGAUGUGUUUCACCCUAAAAGGCAACGAUGACCUAGCGAUUUGGAACCCGGCUUCGAAAAAAUUCAAGAGAAUACCGAUGGUUGAACCGGGUCAAACCACAAAUCUUUUAGGAUUCGGUUAUGACCGGUUUUCUGAUGAUUACAAGAUCGUGACGAUAAUCGCUCGCAAAACCUAUAUCUAUACGUUCAAAGAAAGCUCGUGGAGAGAAAGCGUACCGGUCACUGCUCCUGAAUGCAAAUUAAUAUACCGGACCGGUACGGCUGUGGACCAUUGUAUGUACUGGAUAGCAGACCGGUCACACAUCAAGAAUUUCCGCAAGGAAAGCACCAUCCUUUGUUUCGACUUUGCCAACGAAGAGUACCAAGAAGUGGCCUGUCCGUUUUUAACAAAGGAGAAAUUCAGUUCAUGGUUUGGGGUUUUAAGUGGAGACGUAUGCCUUGUCAACCAUUACCCAGUUUUGCAUAAUGACAUUUGCGUAUGGCGUCCAGGAAGAGUGGACAAGAAGAUCGAGCACUGGAGCAGCGACCCAUGGAUCCAUAUGAGAAAGGCUCUGGAAGGAAUUCAAAGUGUUGAUAUUGGGUUCGCGUGCAUAGCAAGAAAUGAUGAGGUCUUCAUAGUGGUGAAAGGUAGAGGAAAUGGAGACGACAAGGUUAUGGUGUAUGAUAAGAGACAAGAGAUGUUCAUUGAAGUUCCAUUUGGUAGUUCCUUGAAAGGGUUUAGAUGUAUGAGCACUUAUAUAUGUCAAUAG